CAGAGGGUGAGACAGGGGGAGGGAGUGUCUCUGUCUCCGCUCCUCUGAACACAUGUGCCCACUUUGUUUAUAACGUGCGGACGCUUCAGGUGAACAAGACCCGGACCCGACACUGUCCAGAACCAGUACCAGAGCCAGAACCAGAGCCAGAACGACCCGCUUCUGUGUCCGCGCUGAGGCAGGAGAACCCGGUGCCGAAGAGAGCCGAGACUUCCCGAGUCCAACUUCAGCUCACUGUGGCCCAGUGUGAUGUGACCGGUCUGUCCGUCUGUCCGACCGCUCCCUCUUUCUCUCCACAUCAGCGGCGACCGAUCAGCGAUGACACACCCUCAGACGGCAGGAGGAGUCAUGACCGGAGGGGCGGGGUCUCUCCAAAUCCUGAUGUUGUGGCUCCUCCCACUGCUGUGGCUGACACCUGUGAACUCCAAUCUCACUCCAGACGCCAAAUCCCCAAGCCAGACGUGGCCACGCCUGCAGCUGUCACAUGACGACCUCAGGAACAGCUCUGCCAUCUUCUGGAUGGGGGACGUCAGUGGUGGUGGAUACCAGACUCUGCUGCUGGACGAGGAUCAGGGCUGGCUGCUGGUCGGUGGUAAAGACCACAUCUACCUGCUGAGGCCUGAGAGCCUGGAUCUGCCUGCACGAGCGGUUCACUGGCCCGCAGUCAGAGAACAUGUGGAGCACUGCAGGCUGGCGGGGAAAAGUGUCGAGAGUGAAUGUGCGAACUUUGUGCGUCUGCUGCAGCCGUUCAACAAGACGCACGUUUACGCCUGCGGCACCGGAGCGUUUCAUCCACAGUGCACGUACCUGCACACAGGAAACAGCAAAGAGGGGCCAUCCUUCAUGUUGUCUCACACAGUGGAGUCAGGACAAGGCAAAUGUCCCUUCAGUCCCAGAGAGCCGUUCACUGCCAGACUGACCGAUGGGGAACUGUACGCAGGCACCGCCGUCGACUUCAUGGGAGCCAACGCUGCAAUCUUCAGAACAACCAUAGAGGGCAGCAGUCAGCACUACAUCCGCACCGAGGCGUACGACCACAACUGGCUGAACGAGCCGGAGUUUGUCGGUUCCUUCUCCAUCCCCGACACCCACAGUCCGGACGAUGACAAGGUUUACUUCUUCUUCAAGGAGAAGGCGGUGGAGGCGGGACAGUGGGACAAGAGGGUGUACAGUCGCGUGGCUCGAGUCUGCAAGAAUGACGUAGGAGGGAGGCGGAGUCUGAUCAACCGCUGGACGACCUUCCUCAAAGCCCGACUCGUGUGUUCGGUGCCGGGACCGUCUGGCGUCGACACACAGUUUGACGAGCUGGAGGACAUUUUUGUUCUGGAGACUAAAGAUCCACAGAAUCCGAUCAUCUACGGCGUCUUCAGCACUUCCAGCUCCAUAUUCCGUGGCUCAGCUGUGUGCGUCUACUCCAUGGCGUCGAUCCGCGCCGCUUUCAACGGCCCCUUUGCCCACAAAGAAGGUCCCGACCACCGCUGGGUGGAGUACAAAGGCCGCAUUCCAUAUCCAAGACCUGGAACUUGUCCCAGCGAGACGUACGACAUGCUCCACAAGUCCACCAAAGACUUCCCCGAUGACGUGGUGAGCUUCAUGCGCCAGCAUCAGCUGAUGUGGGAACCCGUCCCGCCUCUGGGCGGCAGACCCGUUCUGACCCGGGUCAACGCGCCCUACAUCCUGAAGAGAGUGGUGGUGGACAGGGUGGACGCCGAGGACGGGCCUUAUGAUGUCCUGCACCUGGGCACCGAUGACGGGAAGGUGGUGAAGGCCGUGUCGGUCAUCAAAGACAACUGGGACACAGAGGAGAUCAUUCUUGAAGAACUGACCGUCUUCCAGAGUCCAACCCCCAUUUUGAGCAUGGAGCUGUCAACAAAGAGGCAACAGCUGUACGUGUCGAGUGAGCUCGGUGUGGCUCAGCUGCGGCUCCAGAGGUGCGAGCUGUACGGGAGCGACUGUGCCGAGUGCUGCCUCGCCAGAGACCCCUACUGUUCCUGGGACGGACAGACCUGCUCCAGAUUCUUCCCCACCAGCAAGAGGCGAGCGAGGAGACAGGAUGUGAAGUAUGGCGACCCCUGGAGCCAGUGUCCUGUCACAGAGGACGACUCUGACUCGGUGGAGGUGAAGGCCGUGUACGGCGUGGAGGGAAACGCCACCUUCCUGGAGUGUCGACCUCGGUCGCCUCAGGCCGAGCUCAGGUGGACGGUGCAGCAGAACACGGGAAGUCAGUCACGUAACAGCAGAGCGCGUCAGCUGCCACAGAGUGAUGACGACCGCUCUGUUCAGAUGAAGCGGGGGUUGCUGGUUCAGCGCCUGGAGCUGGCUGACGCGGGUUUCUACACCUGCGCCAGCCACGAGCACUCCUACACCCAGGUCCUGGCCCGAUACCAAAUUCACAUCAUCCCCAGCCAGGGCCUCCACCCAGCCAGCUACCAGCAGAACCACAGCCCGAACCACGGGAGGACUGGCUCUGCCGGAGAAGCCGUGCCCGGUUUCCUUGGCCACGCGGGGCAACCUCAUCCUCCACCUUCUCUACCGGGACACAGGAACUCGUGGCUGCCUCAGCAGCUCACUCUGAAGACCUACAAAGACCUGCACAUGAUCGGGACCAACAGCCUGAGCGUGGACCAGUACUGCGAGCAGCUGUGGUACCGUGAGAAACGUCGGCAGCAGAAGCUGCGCGCCCUGAAGCUGAAGCAGGAGAACAGGAAAGCGCGGGUGAGGAGGAACAACCCUCCUGAGAUUCCACUGUAGUCCACCUGCAGGACACAAGACACUGUCCACUGUGCACUGUCCACUGUCCAUGGACAACAGACCCUGUACAAGGAAAGACUGUUAUGUUCAUUAAAAAAAGAGUGGUAUAUUCUUAUCCUGUAUUUAGACAGUACAAAAAAAUGUAAUUAUUAAUGUAGAAGAGUUUUUGUCUCUGAACUUGUAUUAUUAUUAUCAACGUUUAUUAUUGUUUGGGACGUGUAGCGUGAAAAUGCUGUUUAACUCAUGGCGCAUUUCCAUCGUACAGUUCCAGCUCUACUCGGUUCUACUCAGUUUGGUAUCAGUCCCGUGGUUUUCCAUCACUAUAGCUCCUCCUCCACGUGGGCGGGGGCGUCAUAGCGCGGCUGUGUGAAACUGCCGUGAUGUUAUGGACGAAUUCAAAAUAAUUGUUCACAGAUUUGUUCAGUCACUGAAGUGAAAUAUUAGUGAACGUGCUCACAAUCACCGGCUUUCAGCAGUGCUGUCUCUAAAUACAUCUGACUCCUCUGUUAAAUAUGGACAUUUGACACAUUUGCUUUGCUAAAUGUUGGAGAUGAACGCAUGCUCCCAGGACUGGACAUUGUUGGCUUUGAUUCUCAUGUCGGACGUCGCGCUCAUGACUCUUCCAGUGACGGCACUUUCUGACCGAUCAGAGGCCAGCAGUCUGUAGACGUUUAGUAUCAUCUGAGUAGAGUCGAGCUAGAACUCUAUAACGGAAAAGCACCAACUGUCCUGUUCAGCGGUUAAUUGUAAGCAACUUGGACUGAAACGUGAAUCGACUUUAGUUAGCUGUUAGCUAACUGCUGAAAAUGCUAUUUAGAUAGAGAAAUUCAGACUAGGUUGAUGGCAUAAUCACAGUGUGUGUGACCAAAGUCUUCAAAACAAACUAGAGACGCGUACACCACUGACACAGAGAUGAUAGCCUAACAAGUUAGCAAGUUAGCACUUUGUAGGGGAGGAAAUAUCUACCAGCAAGUAACAAUCUCUCCCCAAGAAGUAUUCUGUCUUUCCGGCGUUAGCGAGAGGUUUUCCAAAGUAAAGUAUAGUAAAUAUUUAUUUAAUCUGACUCCAUUUAGACAACAAUUAACUUUACUUUUAAAUAUUGUUGGGAAUUAAAGUUAACCAGUCAUUUGAAA
Molecule: messenger RNA, 3884 nt
Organism: Solea senegalensis (Senegalese sole)
Lineage: Eukaryota; Metazoa; Chordata; Actinopteri; Pleuronectiformes; Soleidae
Product: semaphorin-3D
Exons: 18
Coding region: 319-2751 (810 amino acids)
Biological process (GO): axon guidance; negative chemotaxis; negative regulation of axon extension involved in axon guidance
Molecular function (GO): semaphorin receptor binding; chemorepellent activity
Source: RefSeq, a predicted model, not a curated record